This is a messenger RNA of Drosophila innubila, 580 nucleotides long. RefSeq lists its product as uncharacterized. The transcript is spliced from 2 exons. The record is from RefSeq and is a predicted model, not a curated record. The coding region runs from base 3 to 413 and encodes 136 amino acids. NCBI's taxonomy places the organism in Eukaryota, Metazoa, Arthropoda, Insecta, Diptera, Drosophilidae.
GCAUGGGCUGUUCCAGUUCCAAGACCACGACAGCAAUUGACGACAGCAAAGCAGCAGCGACAGCGCCAACUACAGAAAAAAAGGAUAUUAAAAUGGAAUACCCGGCAUCCGAGGCAUUUACCAUUCCCCUCGAUGACGUGGCCGAUGAGACAGACCAAUUGAAUGACACACUGCGUCAGCCGCCCAAACGUCUGCAGCAGCUAAUGCAACAAGCCGCCGAGACGGAGCCCCCCACCCUCCUGGAGCUGGAGGAUAAACAGCAGCGGGCCGAACAAAGACGACAGGAGCUGAUGCAACAGAAAAUCGAGAGCAUUCAGAAAAAUACACAAAUGUUAAUGCGUGAACAUGGCGAACAGGGCGACGAGGAACUGGAGGAGCAGGCACAGAAACUACAGCACUCUACAAUGGAUUAGGGCACACUUACACUCUAUUCUGUUAGCAUUAAGCUCUAUUCCCCUAAACACCAUAAGAAAUUCAUUCAAAAAUUCAAGUGAAAAAUUCAUGUAUUUUUUGAUAAAUUCAGAUUAUGCGGUUGAAAUGGCAAUGACCUAUAAUAGAAAAUAGCCCUAAAAUAUUUGAC